UUCAUGCGCCGUCCGUCUGAAAGCCGCUCGUACUGCCGGCAGAUUACUUCCACGAUACGACGGGCGGUCCGGGCUAAACGCCGUCGGCUCGCUGCGACACUUAACGGGACGUGGUUUUCCCGCCCCUGAGGCUGAGACGCGACAACGCCCUCGAAACGGGUCUAUCGGGCGCCGUUGCAACCGCUGGUUAAAUGGCCGAACCCGGGUUUAAGAGACUAAAGACCAGCCUACCCGUGUGUAAAACUCACAAGACGUUCGCGGGCAGCCGGGUGAGGCAGAGCCUCCCGGCCGCGGUAGAGGAGGGCGUGUGCGGCGUGGCAGCCCUGCUGGCGGAGCGGGCGUACAGCCUCCGGGCUCUGGCCAGUAUAUUUGAACAAGAUGAUGUUGCUCUGCCAAGAGUGGCUUCCUUCUUCCACCAGGAGUCAUUGUGGGAGCAGGCACAGACUGAGGCCAUGAUGGACUACCUGGCCCAGCGAGGGGGGCAGUACUGCAAUAAAAACAUUCAGAGGCCAGGCUGUGAGGCAGUGUGUGGUGUACUACCAGCCCUGGACCUGAUGUUGGGCCAACUGAAGGAGGAGAUGGCUGUGUUGGUGGAGUUAAGCCAGCUGGCCCGCGAUCACGCUGACCCACACACAGCCAGUGUGGUCAAGAGCCGCUUCCUUGGCCCUUUGGUGCCCCGUGUCAAACUGCUGGGAGACCUGCUCACCAGCACACGCCGGGUGGGCUGUACCAACGACCGGGCAGGAGGCUUUGGGGAGUACCUUAUCAAUGAACUCCAGGAGGAGCUAGCAAGCAUCUGAGAUGUCUAGCAGAAUGGAGUCCCUGUUUAGGGCCAGGGGUUGAUGGGAAAUUUUCCUUUACUGAUGUCAUUUCUGACUCUGGGCCUCUCCCAUUAUCCACACUUAGUGCACACUUGAAUGCUUGGCCACUUGGCGUGCACGCUUGUGCACUUUGUGUAAGUGUGCAAGUGUGUCCCAUUUUCUCUAAUAAGCCAAAGCAUGGUGGGCUUGAUGUGCUCUUUAUCUGCUCUUAAGCUAAGGCCGCUGUGGAUCAGUAUUGUGCUAAAUGUAUGAGGCACCACACUGGUGAUGUUGUGACCCCAAGUUGUAUCCCCAAAUGGGGCUAAUGGGACAAGCCCAUUGUCUCCUUCCAAAGCGAGUCUGAUUAAACCCCAUUGGUUUACUUAAAGACAACAUGACACAGCAUUCAGUGUCUCUUGCUCUCAUCAUGUGACGUGUUUCCCAGUAAAAUAGGAUAUUAAGAUGGAACAAAAUGUAGAAGGGGAUGUGAUUUGACCCCUCAGAAUUUGACUGGAUCAUGCAAAACAUUUUAUGGCAUUGCUGGCUGGAACGUUGCUUUUCCACAAACUCCGACUUGGUGACGAAAUCACAGAAACUUGACUGUUUCAGAGGAAGUUCAGGUGGUUAGAUUUUGAUGUGAAAUAAGUAUACAAAAAGUGUGAUUUUUUUUGGGGUAUAAUGUGUUGAAUAGGUACAUAACAUGACUGGGAAAAUGAGCUUACAAGGUAAAAAAAAUAAGUGCAUUUUCAUUUUACAUUGUCUUUAAAGAAGAAAAAUAGCAUACACCUAUCUGAAGAUUUUUAGCACCUUAUGAUAAAUUAUUGAUGCCUUUAAAAUGGAUUCAGGUGGAUCAAACCAGUGUGUAUUCAGAUUAUUAGCAACCCGGUGUGUAUUAAGGGACAAAACUUGUUUCUCGUCAGUGUUGGAUCUUCUUGUUUUGGUUGUUAUAGUAGUUAGACGAAUGCUACAACACUUUUGAGCAGAGGAAAAAAGCAAAUGUUUAAAUAAAAAAGGGAAAAUUAUAGUGUUAUAUUGAGCAAUUCUGUUUAAUCUUACUCUUUCUACCGUAUUUUAAUGAUGCUGCGGAGACUUGUUGAGUUGUGGUGCGUAACGGAGGUGGGCAGAGGGUUUGGAUCGUGGAGUUUGCUGGAUCAGAUGUGAAGCGUGGCGUGCGGUGGUCCUCCUGCAGGGAUGCUCGGUGGGCUGCAGUGCGGCUGCAGACCCCGCUCAGCUGCUGCCUGUCCCUCGUCACCCCACGGUACCCUUCCUGAACCACUUCUCCACCUUUUCAGGAAAAAGAGACGCCUGCUCCGAUUGAAUGGGAAAACUUGGAGCUAUUUUUUUGUUUAACCUCCAUAUUGUACGUGUGUUGUGUUGGAGAUGAAUUUGCUUGCUGUACUUACAGGGCUACCCGGUCCAUUUUACAUUAUUCACCCUGCCUCUCUUCUAUAACAUCUUUACACGGCCAUCUUCUUCUUAACAUAUAAAUGUAAUGAUUAUGAUUAUGAUUUAUACAUCCGAGCUGUCUGGAUGACAUUUCAUCAGGUGAUCAUAAUGUAAUGCUCUACAUGUAUUUAUCUGUGACAAGCUGUCGGAUACCUCUCUGUGGCUGGUUGACGGCAUUGUAUUGCUAAGGUUUUUGGUGUUUUUGUGUGUUUUCAUAACGCCAUAGAAUCGGUUUUCAUCUGCCUUUCUUUUCGUUGUGUGUAGAUUAAGGGCCCAGGGGGCCUUGCCUGCCCAAAUGUUCUGAAAUAAACUUGUGUUUUGGG
Molecule: messenger RNA, 2569 nt
Organism: Lampris incognitus (smalleye Pacific opah)
Lineage: Eukaryota; Metazoa; Chordata; Actinopteri; Lampriformes; Lampridae
Product: Ferritin light chain, oocyte isoform-like
Biological process (GO): iron ion transport; intracellular iron ion homeostasis
Cellular component (GO): cytoplasm
Molecular function (GO): ferric iron binding; ferrous iron binding
Source: RefSeq, a predicted model, not a curated record